Molecule: messenger RNA, 1389 nt
Organism: Gigantopelta aegis
Lineage: Eukaryota; Metazoa; Mollusca; Gastropoda; Neomphalida; Peltospiridae
Product: neuroglobin-1-like
Exons: 3
Coding region: 256-792 (178 amino acids)
Molecular function (GO): heme binding; oxygen binding
Source: RefSeq, a predicted model, not a curated record
UACAGCAAGGCGCAACUGACGUGUUUUUAAAAGCAAGUAGGUUUUAUUCCGCCUUUUGUCUUCUGUCAUUUUUCGUUUACCAACGCGCAUGCAUCCUUGCCAGCAGCCGAACUGGAUCAAUGAAUGAUCGGGCGGUGGAAGCACCGCAUGUGUUAUGAGAGACAGAGAUAGAGAGAGAGAGAAACUGGGAUCUAUUCCGUGCGUUAUGGACUGACGGCAGACGCUCUAGCAUUCAGGAAACUGUGGUGCUCCGUAAUGGGAGGGAUGCAAGACACAUGCUCACCUCCGCCUCUUCGGAAAGUGUCGGCGUGUCUCAACGGAUUAAGCGUGACAGUGAUGCCGCCGAUUGUUACCGAACGACAGAAGAUUUUGUUGAGAACUUCUUGGAGGGCUGCCGAAAUGGAUAUAACGAAAGUUGGAAUAUUUACUUUUAUAGGGUUAUUCGAGGCGAACCCUGAAUUCCAGGAGUCGUUCAUACUGUUCCGGGGACUGACCCACAAGGAGAUGAAGUACAGUGUUGUGUUGAAGGACCACGCCCUGCGAGUAAUGGGCAUUGUAGAGAAGUGUAUCAACAGACUAGACGACGUGGAGAAAAUCAAGAACAUAAUGACCAGCCUGGGGAAGAAGCACGCGGGGUACUGUGUGCAGAAACAGUACAUUGACCUGAUGUGUCCACAGUUCAUAUCGUCGUUACAGCAAAUGCAGGGCGAUUGGACGGACGAACACACGGAUGCGUGGAAAGCCUUGUUUGGUCUCAUCACCUACCACAUGAAGAGUACAAUGCCCGAUUAGCAAGGUCAAGGCCAAGGUCACACUGUGUGUAUAUAUAUAUAUACCCGCCAAUGGUUGCCUUUUAAAUGACAACGCUUACAAGCUCUAUGACAGCAAUUCUCUAGAAGAGCUUGCAAACUGUGUAAUGGAAUGAAAUCAGGGAUUUUGAUUCAACUGUGGUCCGAAUUUAUGUCCAGUUCCUGCGCUAUGCAUUCCUAUAGAUGCGUUUGGGGUCUCUUGGUGUGUGCGGGGUUUUUUUUCAGGGUGUGAUUUGUAGCAAAUGAUUGAGAAAUACUGAAAUAAUCUUCAAAGCAUAUCUAUUUACGCUAAAGACUGCCGGGGAGCAUGGUGAUUUUCUGUGACUUAUUUAUUCCUGUUCUUUAAUCCUAUUAAGGUUCAAGCAUGGUAUCCUGAUCACAGACACAUCAGCUAGCAGGAAUAUCGGUGCGGUAGGCAAUUAAUGGUUAGCGAGAGCGACAUCGGUGUAAUGGUCCGACACACACAGAUACACAAAGAUACAUACCAACACAGACAGAGACAUACGAACACAGACACACAUACAAACACACACAGACACACAUAGAAACACACACAAAAACACACACAGAAACACAUACA